UGUGUAUUGGUAGCAUUCUCAAUGGGCUUUGCUAAUAUUUGGAUUCGACAAAAUAUUGUAGCAUGUGAGUUCUGACUACAGAAAUGUAAAGACAAAUUGGAAAAUUCUACAGGGGUUGGAACUAGUUACAAUUGAUGUCUUUAAUACUUUCUCCCCUAUCAAAUAUUAGUCAACAUAUAUUAUACUAAUUCUUUUUGUCCUCUUCUAUGAAGGAAUGGCGACACCUAUGCUGGAGAAUACUUUGCGGACAAGAUGCACGGCUUUGGGGUCUAUCGUUUUGCUAAUGGGCAUCAGUAUGAGGGAGCAUGGCAUGAGGGCAGGAGACAGGGCUUGGGGAUGUAUACAUUUAGGAAUGGAGAGACUCAAUCAGGCCACUGGCAAAAUGGCGUCCUCGAUACUCUAAGCACCCAGAAUACUCCCCCAGGAUCUCCUAUUGCGGUUAACAAUUCCAAAGUACUUAAUGCUGUUCAGGAAGCAAGAAGAGCAGCAGAGAAGGCUUACAAUGUCCCGAGAGUAGAUGACAGGGUGAACAAGGCUGUCGCAGCAGCAAACAAAGCAGGCAAUGCGGCAAGAGUUGCUGCCGUGAAAGCCGUUCAAAAGCAAAUCCCUAGUCGUUCCGGCGAUUUACCGAUGCCGAUUGUCUGAAACCUUACCCUUGAAGGGGGAUACUUUAAUCUUUCAGCAAGGCCGGCCCACAUUGCUUUCUUCGAGCAAAGCCAUCACAGCAGACAAGGUCGGAACUAAAAGAAAAACUCCCAUUACCUGGUGAAUUGUUGUUCUUUCAGUCCUUGCUCUCUAUUUCUCCUGAGAGCAGUGUCUAUACAAUUCCAGCCUCGAGUGACUUUUCAGUUAUCGAAGAUAAUUGAAAAACGGCAGCUGGUUUUCUCUCAUUUUCUUUUCGUGUUGUAUGUGAAUAUGUAAGUGCCUCAUCGGUUGCGGCACUUCUAUGUGAUAGGAAGGACUUUAGUCGCCUUAUGCAUGUAUAGAGCUGGUCACCGCCGUGUUGGUUUGAUGAGUUGAAACCUCAAGGCGUUCAAUCUUGUACUGGAAAAACUAGCUAUUGUCAUAAAAUUGAGUUGGGAUAGCAUCUUACUUGUCGAUCAAA
Messenger RNA from Ananas comosus (pineapple), 1105 nucleotides. Its product is annotated as MORN repeat-containing protein 4-like. Bases 253 to 645 code for a protein of 130 amino acids. Gene Ontology annotation, cellular component: endoplasmic reticulum membrane; plasma membrane; junctional membrane complex. Lineage: Eukaryota; Viridiplantae; Streptophyta; Magnoliopsida; Poales; Bromeliaceae. The transcript has 2 exons. The record is from RefSeq and is a predicted model, not a curated record.